Messenger RNA from Electrophorus electricus (electric eel), 8799 nucleotides. It is a transcript of the gene marf1, whose product is annotated as meiosis regulator and mRNA stability factor 1. Gene Ontology annotation, cellular component: peroxisome; cytoplasm. The record is from RefSeq and is a predicted model, not a curated record. NCBI's taxonomy places the organism in Eukaryota, Metazoa, Chordata, Actinopteri, Gymnotiformes, Gymnotidae. Gene Ontology annotation, biological process: regulation of gene expression. Gene Ontology annotation, molecular function: RNA binding; RNA nuclease activity; CCR4-NOT complex binding.
CAGCUGUUAAAGCGUUUGUGGCAGAGUAGAUAGUUCCUUUGGUUUCCAAGGAUACGUCAGAAGACAGCCUUGUCAGAAGGUGCGAGGACCUCCGGAGGUGUGCGUUAGGAUGGGUAGAAGGUAGAAGGGAGUCAUGAGAGAGAAGACAUGCGAAAUAAUGUUGCGACGUUUUCGAAGGCGGCACGAUGGAACAAUUGGACAAGGAAAGGCAAAAUUGUAAUGAAAGAGCCCUUCAAUGGCUCAAUCGUUCAGACAACGUAGCGCCGUCCAGAUUUUGGAAACUCACCGACUGCUUCUAUUCUCUCAGACAAACUCCCCAGUCUGCGCAUCGCCAGAACAGUUACAUGGAAGUCCGUAAGCCAGCGUUGGAGCUGAAAGAUGUUCCUCCCCCUCCUCUCCAUAGUGCAUCUCAGGAGCAUCUCCCUCUGUCUUCCGUUUGCCACCUCCCUCCUACAGACACCCACCCCCCCAAGCCCCAGCCCAGUAACCCUAAAGUAAGCCUGUGCUCUCACUGUGAGUCCAGCCUGCACCUCCAGCAGAGCCCUAGCUCCCUCAAAGCCAGAGUCCAUGGUUUCGGUGCCAUUGGUGGUGGCUGUAGCGCAAAUGCAAACACUGGUGGUGGGCCUUCUGCACUUCACUUUUCUCACCCACAGGACAACCCCUGCACUGGCCCCGGCCGUAGCCAUGCUCCCUACCCGGCGGCCCCCCUCCACGGGACUGGCCAUGCGGCCCAGCUGCAGACACCACAGAGCUUCGGCCUCCGGAUGCCAUCAGUGGCCACAUCUCAGCCUGUGGCAGCACACGCCACCCCCCCCUGCUGUGCAGGCCUCAGGCACCUCCGCCCAUGGUCCUCUAUCCCUGUGGGCUGUGUACAGUCCAAUCUUGCACUUGGCUCCACCUCCGCCCAUGGGCCCUGCCCUGCGCCAUCUGGGUGCUGCCACUGUGUUGGGGAGCAUCGGGCAGAGCAGUGUACACAUUUGCAUGGUGAUGUGGCCUCCUCUACUCACCACUGCUCUAACCCUUUACACCUCAAUGUUGAGCACACCACAGUCUGUCUGAAAGGAAUGCACUGCUGCCACCACUGUUUGAGAAAGGGGCCCUUUGCCACUGACCCCGAGAAAGUUUGGCCUGACAUUCCUCCUCCACUGUCCCACUCUGCCCCUGCUCCCAUCCCUGUGUGUAACGGCUGUAGUGCACCUGGAGCCUCCGGCGAUGGCCUUAUCCUGCACACCAGCAGCCUGUGCAAAACCAGCCAGAAAUAUGGCUCUCCUGAGAGUGGUGGGCAGGAGUCUUUGCCCCCAGUGGGGGUGUUUUGGGACAUAGAGAACUGCGCAGUGCCCAGUGGUCGUUCGGCUGCCACAGUUGUCCAGCGACUGCGUGAGCGCUUCUUCCAGGGUCACCGCGAAGCUGAGUUCAUCUGCGUGUGUGACAUCAGCAAAGAAAACAAGGCCGUCAUCCAGGAACUCAACAACUGCCAGGUGACUGUUGCUCAUAUAAAUGCAACAGCCAAAAACGCUGCCGAUGACAAACUGCGGCAGAGUCUGCGCCGCUUCGCCGAGACCCACACCGCUCCUGCCACCGUCAUUGUGGUUUCUUCUGACGUGAACUUUGCCAGUGAGCUGAGUGACCUGCGCCAUCGUCAUGGUUUCCAGGUCAUCCUUGUGCACAAGAGUCAGGCGUCGCCUGCUCUUCUGCAGCACGCCCACCUGCACGUGCCCUUUGAGGAUUUGGUCUUGGAGCUGCCACCCAGAAUGCUUAUCAAGUCAGAGCCCUGUUUGAACCUCCUCUUUGUGCACAACCUCCCCACGCACCGCGACGCCAAGGCCGUCAGUAGCAGGCUUCAGCGCCUGUCCAAUAACUGCGGCGGGAAAGUGCUGGGUGUGUCCGGCGGCACCGCCGUGCUCCGAUUCGCCAGUGCCGAGGCGGCCGAGCGCGCCCGCAAGCGCAUGGAGAAUGAGGACGUCCUGGGGAACCGCAUCACGCUCUCGUUCUCCCCUGAUGGGCCGCAGGAGGAAGAAGAGGAGCGGCCCCGGCUUCCUGCCGCUGCCGCCUCCUCUUCCUCCUCUGCUGCCCUGUUCCUCCCUGUGGAGAAGCCGCGGUCACCACGGCGCCCCAGGCGGGCCUCGCGGUCAUGCCAGAGCGGCAGAGACGCAGGGGUAAAUGUUCCGGAAAGACCCUACAGCCCAAGGAAAGGGGGGCAUGCCUCUUCCUGCAGCCCAGUGAUGAAGGCCCUUCCCCAGGACAUGAGCGGUAUGGAGUCUAGGCCCCGGACAGGCUUUCCUCCAGAGAAAGGCCGUGCUGCCUCCGCAUCUCCUCAGGCCACUGGCCCCGCCCCUCAGCUGCAGCCUGCCAAGUCCAGCUUCUCAGAGCUCCAGCAACGUGGCCGCAGACGAGACUCGUAUAGCUUGCGCAGUGCUACAGACUCUCCCCUGGAGCCGUUCCAGGUGAGCACUCCAUCAGCCUUCAGCAAGCUCAACCUGCACACCUCCUUCAGCCCCCUGAUGUGCUCCCAGGGGGCCUGGUCCUCAAGAAGUGCAUCCCCGUGCCUGUCCAACCGUUCCUCGCCGCUGAGUGUCGCCUCCCGUAGCCCCUGUCCUGAUUCUCAGUCCGAGCCCUUCUCUGAUGGUGCAGACAUUCAAGUUGCCAACCUCGACUACAGGAUGUCACGCAAAGAGCUGCAGCAGAUCCUGCUCGACACAUUUGCCAAGCAUGGCAGGGUGAAGAGCGUUGAGCUCAGUCCUCACACAGACUACCAGCUGAAGGCCAAAGUGCAGAUGGGCUCCCUGCAGCAGGCGAUUGGAGCCGUCAGCGUUCUCCACCGUUACAAGAUUGGCAACAAGCGUAUUCACGUCUCCCUCAUUACUGGCGCCAAUAACAAGUCCCUUGCCUGCCUCAGCUCAGAGAUCAUAAGCAUUCUACAGGAUUCUCCAGCCAACUGUCUUCCACUCUUCAAAUUCACUGAAAUUUAUGAGAGAAAGUUUGGGCGCAAGCUGGCGGUGAGCGAGCUUUACCGUCUCCCAGAGGUGGUGGCGGUGCGGGAGCAGGGUGGCGGGCGGUUGGUGUGCCUCCUCUCCAGCAGCCUGGCCAGGCACAGCCCGUUGGGCUCCUCCCAGUCCCAUGAGGGCUCCUCCACCAGCGGUAGCCCAGUGGUGUUUGAGGAGCUCGAAUAUCAUGAGCCUGUCUGCAAACACCACUACACGCAGCACCAGUUCAGCGAGGCGGACUACGACCCUGAUACGUACAAGAUCCCGUUUGUGUUGGUAUCUCUGAAGGCCUUGGCUGCUCACGUGCACAGUCUGCUGCAGUCUCACGAAGGAACUGUCCCCUUGCUUAGCUUCCCAGAAUGCUAUGCGGCAGAAUUCAAUCCGCUGACUGUAGCGGAGGAGGGGAAGUUGGAGGGGAGCGUUCCUUUGGAACAUCUAAUCACCUGCAUACCUGGUAUCACCAUAGUAACCGCACAGAAUGGCUUCAAGGUCAUCAAAUGGAUCCACAACAAGCCCCCACCACCCAAUGCAGACAUGUGGCUGCAGCGCUGUAAGAGUCCGGUGGGUAACCCGCAGUUGGUCCAGUUCAGCCGAGAGAUCGUGGACCUGAUGAAGAACCAGCCCUCCUGCCUGAUUCCCAUCACCAAGUUCAUCCCUGCCUACCACCACCACUUUGCCAAGCAGUGCCGUGUGUCGGAUUAUGGCUACUCCAAACUGCUGGAGCUGCUGGAGGCUGUCCCACAUGUACUGCAGAUCCUGGGUCUGGGCUCUAGGCGGUUGCUGACCCUCACACACAGGGCACAGGUGAAGCGCUUCACUCAGGAUCUGCUCAAACUACUCAAGUUCCAGGCUAGCAAACAGGUCGUCAUCAAGGACUUCAUGCAGGCAUACCACUGGUGUUUCUCCAGAAACUGGCAAGUGAUUGAUUAUGGCAUGUGUGACCUGAUGGAUCUGUUGACUGAGAUUCCUGACACCACAAUCACCAUCACACAGCAGGACUCGGACAUGAUCAUAUCCAUACCCAAGAGAGAUCGGACAGCGGAGGAGGUGGAGCACACGCGACAGUUCGGUAAGGAGGUGGUGGACCUGCUGCGCCACCAGCCGCACUUCCGCAUGCCCUUCUGCAAGUUUAUCCCCACCUACCACCACCACUUUGGGCGCCAGUGCAAACUCGCUUACUAUGGUUUCUCUAAGCUGGUGGAACUGUUCGAAGCCAUCCCCGAUGUGCUCCAGGUGCUAGAGUGUGGGGAGGAGAAGGUGCUGGCCCUGACCGAGGUGGAGCGGGUCAAAGCACUUGCAGCCCAGCUGGUCAAGCUCCUCCGUGCUCAGAGAGACUGCAGUCUGCCCAUCAGCCAGCUGCUCACAGAGUACAGCAGGACGUAUGGCUAUGGCCUCCGUCUGCAGGACUACGACGCUGACACGCUGCCUGCCCUGCUUGCCAAACUGUGUCAUGUCGUCAAGGUGGUAGAUGGAGUGGAAGAGAAGGAGGUGCAGCUCAUUAACAGGAAAUCUCUGCGUGCACUCACAUCCCAGCUGCUGGCUGUGAUGAUGUCACUUCCUAAUGACCACAACUGGCUGCUAGUGGAGACACUGCGCAGGCAGUACGAAUCAAUGUAUGAUACACCGCUCAACCCUUGCGAGUACGGCUUCGUUUCACUUAGUGAGCUGCUCAAGAGUCUGCCUUAUCUGGUGGAGUUGUUUGAGGGUGAGGAUGACCAUGGCAAGUCAGAAGAGCGAGUAAGGCUAACUCGGCUGUACCAGUUCGCGAGGGAUGUCCGUGCACUUCUGCACACCUACCACUACAACCAAAUCUUCCUGACCGAGUUUUGGGGCGCCUUCAGCAAGUACACGGGUUGUGAGUUCCAGCCGCGUGACUAUGGCUACGCUACUCUAGACGAGCUCCUGGCUGCAGUACCGCAGGUAGUGUGGAUCAAAGGCCAUGGUCACAAGAAGAUCAUAGUACUGAGGAAUGAUAUGAAAGCACGCAGCAGCCCUACUAGCACAGACAGCCCUCAGCCUGAGGAGGCCCCAGAGAAUCAGAGCCCUUCUAGUACUCAAGAAUCCAGCACACAUAGCCAAGGUGGCAGUCCAGGUGAGGCGGAGCUGCUGUGCCUUAGCUCCGCCUCUCCAGUGGACCUGCUCUGUGGGCCUGUUCCAUCCUGCCUGCCCUCCCCUCAGCUUCAUCCCGACCCGGUUCUGCUCCAGCACCGAGACCUCAUCCGCUUUGAGGAGCAGUUGUACAUCCAGCCCACAGGGGGGGCAGGUGAGCAUCCUCUGGUGCACAACCACCAACCCCAAGCAGCUCAGAUGCCUGCCGACUACGCCACAGAGUGUCACAAAACUUCAGACUCUGAGAACCAAAUUGCAGAUAUAUCAGUCGUCAUAAUAUCGAAAGUUCAAGGUGACACAGUGCCUCAAACUGCAGAUCCUGAGUCACGCAGUGCAUCGGGCUCAGUGGUGACCAAACCACCACAACUACCAAAUGUCAAGCCCUCGGCUACGGACAGUCCCAGCAAAAGACCCUCCCGGAACAAAGUCAGGAUUGCGGCUAACUUCUCCUUCUCCCCAGCCCCUUCAGUGUAAAAGUCCGUUCUUGCAUCUGAUUCUGAAAAGUCACAGAUGUUUUGUUUUCCCUGCUUCAGCACACUUUUUACAACUUGCAGAAGGCUUUAUAAUGAGCUAACGAGUUAGAUCAGUGUGCCCAUAGCAAGUAAGAUGUAGGACUCUUCAGUGCUGUGGCCAAAGAGGACUAGGUUUAGUAACAGUUGCCCAGAGGUUCACUGUACUAAGCCUUUUCCUAUGCCAGGGGUUCUGAACUCCAGCCCUGGGGACCCUCAGCUGUGAUUUGGUUUCAGUUUUACUCCCCACCGUACAUGUUACCAAGUCUUUCAUGAGUUGUGGCAGGUGUGUUAAGGCAAGGAAAUGCUUGAAACUGCAUAUGCAGGGUGUCCCAAGGGGCUGGAGCUAAGGACCCCUGCCCCAUGCCAUCCGCUUGCUGAUUUUUCAACAUGCUGCUUUAGGUCUGCGUUACGUCUUGUAGCCUUUUUGUUUUAUGGGUCACUGUUGCCUGCUCUAAAGCUCGUUACAUCUGGAGUCAUCAUAGUUUUGUGUUGUGCUGCAAACAACUUUUUUUUUUCCUUAAAUCAGCACCCUAUAAACAAUUGCAUCGGGGGGGGGGGGCAAACUGAGUUGGCUGUAGCUGAGGAAUUGUCUUUUGAUUAUCAAACUUUCACCCCCAAUUUUUUUUUUUCCUCUCUUUUUUGGGACUCGAGAUUGGGGUUUUGAGGGUUUUUGGGCCAAAUGUAUUUGCAGUAAUGUGAAGUUUAGUCCUCUGGCCUUGCUUGUCCUGCACACAGUAUUAUGGCUAUUACAAAAGACAUGUUUUAUAGUCAUUUUCCUAUCAUCUACAUGGAAUGGUUUUACAACAUAAUAGUAGUAAGUUGGCGAAAGUUCACUAGACCCAUGGUAGGCUUGUGGAUUUUUAACCUAGUGAUUUAACUUUCGUUUGUGUUUAUAAGGCAUUGGUAAUAUUUCUGUACUCUAGUAUGCUUUUAGAGUUUGAGAUCUGAACCUGUUUUUUUCCCCCUAAAUCUAAUUGGUUAUUUUCAAAUGCCUUAUUGCAUUUGUCUUGAAAAGCCUAAGUUUGGACUUAACCAAAUGGGAUUGGAGUUUUGAUAAACAUCCUGACGGCAAAGGUAGUGUCACUCUGACCGUCUCGAGCAAGAUAAGAUAUCACAAGAUGUUAAGUGGAUGUUGGCUUGAACUAGGUUUUACAACUUCCUAUGGCCAAUGGCACAGGACAUGCAUGUAGGAUAAGACUGAGGUAGUGUCACAGCACUGCUCAGUGGGGUUGAAGUCCACACUUCCAGCCGUAACGUCAACAAAACAAAAGACUGGUUGGCCUAUGCAAAAGUCCUGAGAGCUGGUCUCAGCAGUGAGACCCCUCACUAACUGCUGGAGGAUAAACAAAAGCUCAGUUUCAGUUUUAGCAAAGUAGUGUGCAGCUUUAGUUGGAUGGUUUUGGUAUGAAAUUCUAUAUGCACAUAGUGCAUAGAUAAUUUCAUGUGUGAUGUUAAGAGGAUGUGGCUGACUUGAUGAGCUGUGAAGUUUUUAAUAAUUUUUCACAUGUUUUGACUGCAGAUCAUGCUAACGAGAGCUUGGGUUCAUCUUGGCUGCUCUGCAGAAAAAGCCAAGGUUGUUUUCUGUAACCUUGAUCGGUUUUGUUAGUGUCAGUCAAGUAGUCGCCGCAUAUUCUUGUCUGAAAAGCUUGUGGAUUUCAGAGACAAGAUUAGUGAUUCGGUUUUAAAUCUCCUUGGAGUCGGACGAGGUGUGAACUGCUCAAACCAUAACACCACGGCAUCAGGGGACACACACGGGCCCUCUGAUCUUCCUGUGGCCUCAGCCUGGCUUUUACAAUAGCUUGUAUCAGCCUUGACACCACAGGAGAAGCAGAAAGUGCAGCUGGAGCAGUCCCCACCCUCAACACACACCGCGUGAUGUAUGUAGAUUUCUUUCUGCCCAAGGCCACCUUGUUUAGUGUUUGCUUUUGGAAAUCGACUUAGAAGCUGAGACUUAUCCUGCGUGGUGCUGUCUGGGUCAUUCCAGGAUGAACCUAGAACGAAUGAGUGACGAGCUACAAUUAGGGUCUACGUUAGAGUGAAGAGGACUAGACAAGCAUAAGAUGGAUAGACUUCCUUUUUUUAUUAACAUAGACGAUUCAUUUUGAAAAUAUAAAGAUGGGACUCAGACCUGCUGGUUACCAAAAUGGCUGCCUUUUUUAUUUGAUUCUUUUUAUUAGUUCUAAAGGCUCUGCUAUAGGGUUGAUUCAGUAUAAUCCAGUCUAUUUAUAUCCCUGUGUGUAUGUUUUCAGCUCAUAAAUGUUCCUAAUUUACCAACUCGCCACUGCAGGGUGGCUGCAUUUACGUCCCAAAGGAUUUGCUGUCAUCCUUUAUUGGACCAUUAUUUAAAGGAUCCUGUUGGAAUGUUUAGAGCAUUUUCUCUGUUUUUUAAAGAUUAUCAAUGACCUGAUAUUUCUUUCAUGGACAUGGUCAUUGCUGAGCCUCUGUGGCCUUAAUGAGCCCUAAACUUUCAGUUUGGUUUUGAGAAGAAAUAAGCCCUCAGUUACAGCUAACUUGCAGGGAGGGGGUGGUAUUUAAACAUCUUUUUGUUUAUCUCAAGAAAAAUGUUAACCUUGUUUACUUAUGCACAUUUGCAUAGUUUAUUACCUAUUGUUUGGUUGGGUGUUUUAUAAAAAAAAUAAAUAAAAAAAAGUAGAGGUUGUUGUCAUAGAGGUGGUUAUAUGUGGUCACAGCAAGGCAUGCUUUGGUUUAACGUGUAGGUGCUCAUGGGCCAGCCAUGCAUUUUGACAUACCUUCUCUGUGCAAGAAGUGCAGGUAAAACAAAAGUACUUGGGUGUUUGUGUCAAACAUCAGGCAUGCUGAAUUUCGUUCCAUCUGUUAGAUUUAUUUUUUUGCCCUAGUAAAUUAGAUGCCUAGCAGAUGACUGUGUUAAUUUGUAAAUGACUAUAAAAAUGAAAUGUUGCACAGGCCUUCUGUCAUUGUGCAGUUACUGUCCCGUCAGCUGCAGAAUGUUCCUACAUUAACCCGAAACCCUCUCUGUUGUGCCUUCUUCUCUUCUCGUGCUAAAUGAAGUUGUUGUUGUUGUUGUUGUUGUUGUUGUUGUUGUUGUUGUUGUUGUUGUUCCCUUUUUCCUGGGCUCGCCUGGUCUCCCUUUCUCCAUUGGGAAGUCACUGAAGCAGUAUCAAUUGUUUGUGGAGUUACUAAGCAGUUUCAGUUAAUAAAUUUCAUGAGCAGUA